Molecule: messenger RNA, 1022 nt
Organism: Zophobas morio
Lineage: Eukaryota; Metazoa; Arthropoda; Insecta; Coleoptera; Tenebrionidae
Product: dual specificity protein phosphatase 19-like
Exons: 1
Coding region: 265-843 (192 amino acids)
Biological process (GO): regulation of MAP kinase activity; protein dephosphorylation
Cellular component (GO): cytoplasm
Molecular function (GO): JUN kinase phosphatase activity
Source: RefSeq, a predicted model, not a curated record
UUAGCAUUUAUAACCAGAUAUAUUUUAUAUUUUUUUGUUUAAUAUGUAAUAAAUUAGCUUGGUUCGUACGCGUUAAUGCACUGAGGACUUUUGUAUAUAAUGUCAUUAACAUUGUCUAAGAAGCAACGUCCCCGUUUACAUUAUUUAUGUAUGGUUAUCUUUACAUAACUCGCUAAUCUUGAUUUUAUUUCGCGCGAUUUCUGGACGCUUCCUAGACAAUGCACUGCUGAGGUUAACUCCACUCACAUGAUGUAAAUUUUAAUAAUGAGUUUCUUGAACGAAUUACGCACCAAACGGCACUGUUUGAAACCAACCACCACCACGUUAACCUACUUGGACGGCAGAAAGUUCGAAGAGUCGGGGCCGGACGCUCUUGUGGAGAUCCCCAGAACGCAAUUCGGUUUCAUCGUCGACGCAAAACCCGACAACGUCCCCGCUAAAAUCGUCGAUUACGUCUACUUGGGCUCGCAGGAUUGUUGCGACCCGCAAGUACUCGGUCGUUUCGAUAUCAACAACGUGCUGAGUGUCGGUGUGGACGCCCCAUCUAAAUGUGAAAAAAUCGCUUACAGAUUCGUUCAGUGCUUGGAUUUACCCCAGACCAACUUACUCGACGUUUUGAAGGAGAGUGUUUGUUUUAUUCAAGACGCCGUACAGCGGCAGAGUAACGUUUUGGUGCAUUGUAAUGCGGGAGUCAGUAGGUCAGCCUCGGUUAUGAUAGGUUACUUAAUUUUAGUUUGUGGUUAUAACUACUGUAAUGCGUAUCAAAUUGUAAAGAAGUCCAGGAGUUGUAUUAGGCCAAAUGAUGGGUUUGUUGAACAACUGAAAAAAUUGAGUAGUAAAUAAUUUAUAUUUUCGAUGUUCACUACUUUAUGGUUUUUUUGUUCGUAGUUUGUAGAAAUUUUUUUCUUUAAAAUAAUUUUUUUAGUAUAUUGCUAACAAGAUUCUUUUUUUAUUGAUAAAAGAUAGCAGACAUUUUUAAGAAAUACAUGUAAUUUACUUCCAAUAAAAUUUUAUAUUUGUGA